Molecule: messenger RNA, 1839 nt
Organism: Pleurotus ostreatus (oyster mushroom)
Lineage: Eukaryota; Fungi; Basidiomycota; Agaricomycetes; Agaricales; Pleurotaceae
Exons: 5
Coding region: 1-1839 (612 amino acids)
Molecular function (GO): phosphoprotein phosphatase activity
Source: RefSeq, a predicted model, not a curated record
AUGCUCCAGUUUUCAAGCUGCUUGAACCUGGUCAAGAAAGCGCGUCUACGAAAAUUUGCCGGAAGCGCUCUCGUUAUGCCGAAAAGACACCAAGAAGAUGUAGAGGUUGAUGCUUAUCGUCCACGCCCACGCCGUGCUUACCAGCAAGAAGGCGAUAGUUAUAGCUCGUAUGGCCGGGCCCGGGGGUACAGGGACCAACGUGGUGGUGAGACCGAACGCCGAGAAGGUUCAUCUCGAAGGAGACAUGACGAGGACGACAGACAUUGGAGACCUCGACACGGAGACAGGGACUAUAGGUGUCGAGACAGUGGUAGCGGAACAUAUAGGACAACUCGCUCGUACCAUAGCACCCAGACGCGUCGCGACCGUUCACCUGAUCGACCUUCAACGCGUCGACAUACACAUCGAGAUACGCCGCCGAGGUCAGAACACGGUAGAGAGCGCGGUACAACCCCCACCCAGCCCGCCUCCCAUAGGCAGCUACUGCCUCGCGAACCAGCCGCAGAUAGGAUAUCACGGAGUCGACCACCAUUCUUGGCACCAUCUAUUCCUCCCCGUGAGCCAGCAAAAGAUAGAAUGGUCCGUAAUCUUCCUCCACGACCUGCAGAAGAACGACGAGCGAAGUCAUCAUCGCCCCCUCGUCACAAAUCAAGAUUGCCGCCUCGAGAACCGGCCGCUGACAGAGCACCCCCAUCUCAAGCCCCUGUAAAAGAGCAGGAGCCUACGUCUCAUUACCUCGAUGUCACUCUGAAACCCUCAGUCACUCUAUCGCAACCCACCGACUUGCGUAAACUUCUCGUUUUGGAUCUGAACGGAACUCUUGUCCUACGGUCGCCUUAUAAGCCGCCUUCGAAGGGGUCGACACACAACCCGUAUGCUAACCCGCAUGCUCCACGCCCACUUCGUACUGUUCUUCCUCGACCGUUUUUGCCGUCGUUUCGGGAAUACCUGUUUCAUCCGAGGACCAAAGAAUGGCUCGAUACGAUGGUUUGGAGUAGUGCGCAGCCGCACAGUGUAGAGGACAUGGUCGAUCGAGCGUUCUGUGACCCUGAGUUAGCAGGAGCGAAGAAUAAGGAUGAGCUAGUCAGCUCCGGAAGGUUGGUUGCGGUAUGGGCACGAGACACUCUUGGGCUGCCAAGUAACAUGUAUUUCCAGAAAACGCAGACCACCAAAAAUCUGGAGACUCUGUGGAAGCAUUUCCAAGGGUCCGAGGGAGUGCAGCACUCGGCGUCAUCUACCCUGUUGUUGGACGAUUCGCCGCUGAAGGCACGUCUGCAGCCUUGGAAUCACCUCUGCGUGAAAGAGUAUACAAGUGAGACGAGGCUUGCAGAUUUACAAGUCGUUUCUGAAGACUCGGCGCCUUCUUACGACAUCAAUACCUACAACAACCUCGAUCUAACGCUGCUCGCUGUAAUCGGUGCCUUGGAUGCAAUCAAAUGGGAGGCUAAUGUUGCUGGAUGGGUUCGGAGCGGUGGACUCUCGCUGAAAGGCGCAGAUAGCGCUGAACCGUCUCGCGCUGAGAACUCUCAACUUCCCUCAAAGUCGCGUUCUGCAAGCCCCGUCGCUGUCCCGCCCCCUUCCUCGCCUCCUUCCUCCUCGCCUCUAGCUUCUCCUGUCGAAGUCGAGCACACCGCUGAAGAGAGAGUCGCGGGGGGGAUGUGGUUCGAAGAGUCUUCCAAUGUGAUCGCAUGGGCUACCCGAGGUCUAAGCGCGUUGAGGGAACUCGGAUUAGAGGUUGUGACCGGCAUCGUACCGGUUGAAGGGGAGGAAAGGAAGAAGUUGAAGAAGAAAGACAAGAAGAAAGACAGGAAGAUGAAGCUUGAGGCGCUGCCCGCUUGA